Messenger RNA from Pocillopora meandrina, 837 nucleotides. The record is from the annotation of a GenBank genome assembly. NCBI's taxonomy places the organism in Eukaryota, Metazoa, Cnidaria, Anthozoa, Scleractinia, Pocilloporidae.
AUGGACCUUGUUCUUGACAUACUCGAUCAAAAUUUCUUUACACCGUACGUGUACCCCGCAACGUGGCCAGAAAAUGACUGCUACAGGCAAUUCAUCUCACUCUUCGUGGUCACGAACAUCGGCGGCGUUAUUAUGUAUCUUUCGCUCGCAACUUUCAGCUUCGUUUUUGUGUUCGACCGCGCGCUUAUGAAACACCCGCUGAUUCUAGAACACCAGAUCUACAAGGAAAUCAUUGUGACUUUGAAAUCAAUACCGUUUAUGAGUUUUCCCACGGUAUCGCUUUUCCUUCUGGAGGUGCGAGGUUACAGUCAGUUGUACCUGCCAAGUAAUUUCAGCUGGCCGCAUCUCAUCCGCGACAUCAUUUUGAGUACGACUGGCUUUCUCGUCUUCACCGACGCAUUGAUUUACUGGAUUCAUCGUGGAUUGCACCAUCGUUCAGUGUACAAAUAUUUGCACAAAGUCCACCAUCGUUGGAAGGUGCCAACCCCAUUCGCCAGUCACGCUUUCCAUCCGAUCGACGGAUUCCUGCAGAGUCUGCCAUAUCAUCUUUACCCAUUUAUUUUUCCACUCAACAAAGUUGUGUAUCUGGUGUUGUUUGUUUUCGUCAAUAUAUGGACGGUGUCAAUUCACGAUGGAGACUACAGAGUGCCUGAGCUGCUGCAGCCUUUCGUUAACGGAUCUGCCCAUCACACAGAUCACCACCUCCUCUACAACUGUAAUUACGGCCAAUAUUUCACAGUCUGGGAUCGGAUCGGUGGAUCUUUUCGUCACCCGAGCGCGUUCCAGGAGAAAGGUCCAAAAUUCGAACUAAAGAAAACCGCUGAUAAGAUGGGAUGA